GAGCGGUUUCCCGAGGUCAGGCAGGGAAGUAAAAAGGAAAAGCAGAUGCGCGAAAAGCUUUCGAAGGACCGACGCAUUUUAAAAGAAGUCAUCUUGAGAACCCUCUUGGAGUUAGCGGAAGGUGGAGAGUGGUAUACUUUGAAGCAAGCAGUCGACAUGUUGGAAAAAAAUGCCGCCUCCGUCAUAUCGCUCAAAACACACAAUCAAAAACUAAAAAUAUCAUUGGAAGCGCUUUCCACGGAGUUACAAAACAAUCGUCGACAGCGAGCACUCGAAGUACGUAAUAGUGACUCAAAUGUAGCUUCUCUUCGCGAUAGAAUAAAGGAUACACUACUCAACGCGCGUAUCCAGUUCGACUAUGCCGACAGGUGGCUCUGCGCUCGUGCCGAGUCAGUGGACAUGCAAUUUCAAGUAACGCAUGCACCGGCGCCAAAACCAGAGCACGAAGACUGCGUUCAUAAGGAGCUCCUCCGGGCUUACGACUUGCAAAUUAAGGAAAGAGAAGAGUUGCUGCAGUAUUGGAAAACACGAUAUGCGGCCGACACAGCAAACAUAGACGGUCGACUAAAAGACCAAUGUGAAAAACUUCGCGUCACUGUCUCUCGCCGUGUGGAAAUGGAAAAAUUGUACAACCUGCAUGAAGGCGAAAUACGUGCAUGGUUGACGUUCAAGAAAGAGCGCGCGGCCAGGCUUGCCCGCGAGGAACGGUUGCGUAAAGCUGCCACACGCAUACAGGCGUGGUGGCGCGGCGUUAUGGUUCGACGAGCCUUAGGAAGCUUCCGUUAUUUACGGAACGUUAAGAAGACAGGGGCUAAGACAAAGAAGAAGUAA
Molecule: messenger RNA, 831 nt
Organism: Maniola jurtina (meadow brown)
Lineage: Eukaryota; Metazoa; Arthropoda; Insecta; Lepidoptera; Nymphalidae
Product: dynein regulatory complex protein 9-like
Exons: 6
Coding region: 46-831 (261 amino acids)
Biological process (GO): cilium organization
Cellular component (GO): cytoplasm; motile cilium
Molecular function (GO): protein binding
Source: RefSeq, a predicted model, not a curated record